AUGGCUCUCCUACGGCAACAGCUCCCUCCUCCUCUCCCGCUUCCCUUAAUUCACGGUCACUCUUCAACCCAUGGUUUCCUUAAACCCUGUCUUUUUGGGCUCUCUAAAACCCUGAGACUCUUCUCUCUCUACUCAGCUCCUCCUAUUCCAACUUCUAAUUCCUCAUCCUCCAUUUUCCUUCCAUUUCUCGAAGAAGAAGAAGAGGACCAUGAAGAAGAAGAGGGUUUAGAGUCAGUUGCAGAUGAAAAAGAAGAGGACCCAGAUGACCCGAUAGCCAGAUUCUUCAAGUCUCGGACUUCAACCCAAGACCCACAGCGAGAAGGCAAGCUCUCUCUGCAGAAGAAUCGUCGCUCUUCUUGGCACUUAGCUGACGACUUAGACGAUUCCGAACCCGAUUCCGGCGUCGACCCAGUGCCGGAAGUACAAGAACAACAACUGGGUCCGGUGAGUUCUGAUUCAAUUCCAUUGGCAGAUGGAAUUGUGGGGCAGAUUUUGCAGAAAGCUAGGAACUUGGGGCAGAAUUUGACACUGGGAGAGGAGUUGGGAGGUUUUGAAGGGAGGGUUGGGGAGAAGGAGUGUGUGGAAGUUUUGGAGUUGAUGGGUGAGGAGGGCUUGUUGAUGGGUUGUUUGUAUUUCUUUGAGUGGAUGGGUUUGCAGGAGCCUUGUUUGGUUACUCCUAGAGCUUGUUCAGUUUUGUUUCCUAUUUUGGGGAGAGCUGGAAUGGGAGACAAGUUGGUGGUUUUGUUUAAGAACUUACCGGGUAAGGAGUUCAGGGAUGUUCAUGUUUAUAAUGCCGCAAUUUCUGGCCUCAUGUGCUCGAAAAGGUAUGAUGAUGCUUGGAAGGUGUAUGAGACGAUGGAAGCUAAUAAUAUCCUUCCGGAUCAUGUGACGUGUUCGAUAAUGAUUACUAUUAUGCGGAAAAUUGGUCGCAGUGCAAAAGAUUCAUGGGACUUCUUUGAGAGAAUGAACAGGAAAGGUGUCAAAUGGAGUCAGGAAGUUUUGGGUGCACUUAUAAAAUCGUUUUGUGAUGAGGGGCUGAAGAGUGAAGCCCUUAUCAUUCAGAUUGAAAUGGAGAAGAAAGGGAUCUCGUCAAAUGCUAUUGUAUAUAAUACUUUAAUGACCGCAUUUUGUGAUUCCAACCGGGUAGAAGAAGCUGAAGGCCUGUUUACUGAGAUGAAAUCAAGGGGAAUUAAACCCACAUCUCCCACCUUUAAUAUUCUGAUGGAUGCAUACAGUAGAAGAAUGCAGCCUGAGAUUGUUGAAAAGCUUUUGGUAGAAAUGCAGGAGAUGGGGUUGGAUCCAAAUGUCAAAUCCUAUACAUGUCUUGUUAGUGCGUAUGGGAGGCAGAAGAAUAUGAGUGACAUGGCUGCAGAUGCAUUUCUGAGGAUGAAGAAAGUUGGUAUUUGUCCCACUUCACAUACGUAUACAGCUCUUAUCCAUGCAUAUUCUGUCAGUGGCUGGCAUGAGAAAGCUUACAUCGCAUUUGAGAACAUGAAAAGGGAAGGACUAAAACCCUCCAUAGAAACAUAUACUGCUUUACUGGAUGCAUUUAGGCGUGCGGGUGACACUGAGAUGUUGAUGAGAAUUUGGAAAUUGAUGAUCAAAGAGAAGGUUCAAGGGACUAAGGUGACAUUCAACACUCUUCUUGAUGGAUUUUCUAAGCAAGGUCACUAUCUUGAAGCAAGGGAUGUGGUUUCUGAAUUUGGGAAUAUGGGUUUGCAGCCAACAGUGAUGACAUAUAAUAUGCUGAUGAAUGCAUAUGCACGUGGAGGGCAACACUCAAAGUUGCCACAGCUGUUGAAAGAGAUGGAAGUUCUCAAUUUGAAACCUGAUUCUGUGACUUACUCAACCAUGAUCUAUGCCUACAUCCGCGUGCGUGAUUUCUCAAGAGCAUUUUUCUAUCACAAGAAGAUGGUGAAAAGUGGUCAAGUGCCAGAUGCCAGGUCUUAUGAGAAGCUUAGGGCAAUUUUGGAUGUUAAACUUGCAAAAAAGAACAAGAAGGACAAGAGUGCUAUACUGGGUAUAAUUAAUAGCAAGAUGGGUAUGUUGAAAAUUAAGAAGAAAGGAAAGAAAGAUGAGUUCUGGAAGAACAAGAAGAAGCGUUAUGUGAGAGCUGAUAAUGCAGUUAACAAUACCAACAACUAAGGCUGGAGUCCUAUCUCUGGCUCAUCAUUUUCUGGCCCUUCAAAACUAGUUAUGAGAUAGUUGUUGCAUUUCAGGACAGUCUUAAUACUGACCUUGUAAAAAGUCUGAUUCUAUUAUGGUGAAAGUUUGUAGUCUGUACAAAUUUGUAUGAUUCUUUGCCAGAACAAGAAUAAUGGCUACAGCUGAUGCAGGCCAGUCUCCAUUGAAGCAUCUAGGUGACUUUUAUCCCAACACCACCUCUUUGCUUGGGUUGGCUGAUAAAUCCCACAGAAUGUUCAAGAGGAUAAAAUGAGCAACACUAAAACCUAUGGCUAGUAAUCUGCAACACCAACCAGCACCAUCAUUCCCAAACUAGGAAAUGCAAACCUCUUUGUCUGAUGGUACAAUGAA
Molecule: messenger RNA, 2535 nt
Organism: Fragaria vesca subsp. vesca
Lineage: Eukaryota; Viridiplantae; Streptophyta; Magnoliopsida; Rosales; Rosaceae
Product: pentatricopeptide repeat-containing protein At5g50280, chloroplastic-like
Exons: 3
Coding region: 1-2145 (714 amino acids)
Molecular function (GO): protein binding
Source: RefSeq, a predicted model, not a curated record